CACAGGCAGUCUUCCGGUAGCGUGAUCUGUGUGCGAAGCGUAAGGGGACACACACUUGCUACCAGCACCGAGACGGAGCUGACGCCCCUGCGACGAAAAUGACAACGUGUGAGGAUCCCUCUGGCUUCAAGCAGGAGGAUGAGUUUCUGGACAUCCUGGAGGAGAGGAGGAGGAGCAGUGACCUAGGCCAUGCCCUCCGAACCUUUAACCCCUCCCUUUACAGGGGAGCCCCUCCUCUCUCCGCGGGCGCCCUCAACAGGAUGGUUCUGGAGUCACAGUACCUACGAUACGUCACCAAGGAGGUGGCCAUGGAGACUGGUGAGAGUGUGGAUCUGGUGAGAGAGGAGGCGUCAGGGAUACUGGAUGAGAUGUCUCAGAACCUCCAGCUGGGAUUCAUCAGACUGCUGGGGUUCACCCUCAGUAAAGUAUUCAAGAGGCUCUUCAGCCACAUCAACAUCAACCAGGAAGGACUCAAUAGGCUCCAACAGGCCAUUCAGGAGUUUCCAGUGAUCCUGAUGCCCAAUCACAGGAGUUAUGUGGACUUCCUGGUUCUGUCCUACAUCCUGUUCACCUAUGACCUGCCCAUCCCCGUUAUAGCUGCUGGAAUCCCUCUGAUGGACAUGAAGAUGGUGGGGGAGAUCCUGCGUCGUUCUGGAGCGUUCUUCAUUAGGAGGGCCAUCGGGUCCGACAAGCUGUACUGGGCUGUCCUAUCUGAGUAUGUCAAAACCAUUGUCAGGACAGGGUAUGCUCCUGUAGAGUUCUAUGUGGAGGGUCUGAGGAGCAGGACUCUCAAGUCCCUCACACCCAAGUUAGGUAUGAUGCACAUGGUCCUGGAGCCGUUCUUUAAAGGGGAGGUGUAUGACAUCACGCUGGUCCCCAUCAGUAUCAGCUAUGACAGGGUCCUGGAGGAGUCUCUACUGGCACAUGAACUACUGGGGGUCCCCAAGCCCAGAGAGACCACCAUGGGCCUACUAAAGGCUAGGAGGGUACUGGAGGAGGACUAUGGCAGUAUGCAUGUGUACUUCGGCAUGCCUCUGUCAGUCAGACAGCUGACGAAGGGGAGGGUGGACCGCUGUGAAUACAACCUCCUACCCAGAGACCUUCCCCAGAGGCCCAGUGUUGAGACCCAGGAGUGUGUGAGCUGGCUCGCCCAGCAGGUGAUACGUGUCCAGGAACAGAGCACCAUCCUCAGCCCCUGGUCUCUCAUGGCCUGCCUGGUGCUCCAGGACCAUCAGAACACAGACCCAGCAGGAGAGGAACAGGAGAAGGGUCUCUCCUGGGAGCUGCUCACCCAGAGGACACUGUGGCUCAAGGGACUGGCGAUCAGCUUCGGAGCCCGCCUGGACUGGCCUGAACAGCCACCUGAAAACCAGGUAAUGGCGUCCAGCAUGGCUUUACACCGCUCUGUGAUUCGCUGUCACCAAGGCCGUGUCACACUGCUGGAGGAGGAGGAGGAGGGGCCUGUGGGGGCUGCGCCUUUCACAACAGAGGAGUGUGUGGUCAGGCGGGCGCGGGCGGUGCUUAUGGUUGCGGCCUAUAGGAACCAGGCGCUGUAUGUGUUCAUACGUCCGGCCAUGCUGGCUCUGGCCAUACACACAACACGCAGCUCACAGAGAGGUGAGUUAGACACACAACACGCAGCUCACAGAGAGGUGAGUUAGACACGCAGCUCACAGAGAGGUGAGUUAGACACGCAGCUCACAGAGAGGUGAGUUAGACACGCAGCUCACAGAGAGGUGAGUUAGACACGCAGCUCACAGAGAGGUGAGUUAGACACGCAGCUCACAGAGAGGUGAGUUAGACACGCAGCUCACAGAGAGGUGAGUUAGACACGCAGCUCACAGAGAGGUGAGUUAGACACGCAGCUCACAGAGAGGUGAGUUAGACACACAACACGCAGCUCACAGAGAGGUGAGUUAGACACGCAGCUCACAGAGAGGUGAGUUAGACACACAGCUCACAGAGAGGUGAGUUAGACACACAACACGCAGCUCACAGAGAGAGGACAUCUAUAGCUACUUCAGGUUCCUCUUGGACCUCUUCUCCAACGACUUCAUCUUCAUCACUGGCAGAUCCUCACAGGACUUUGAGGAGGCAUGUUCGUUACUCAGGAAAUGUGGAGCAGUCCAUACCAGUCAACAGGAAGUGACAUUACCAGAGGAGGGUCAGAGGACUACCUCCUUCCUGCGAGCCCUGCUACAGCCCUUCAUAGACGCCUACCAGGUGGUGUUCAGUCACCUGUGUUUGGAGGAUGUUGAGGUGUUCACAGAGAGACAGAUGGUUCCUGCCGUCCGCAGCCUGGCCACCAAGCUCCUCUUAUCGGGCGAGCUGACGUCUUGUGAUGCCCUGUCAUCUGAUACCCAGAAGAAUGUCCUGUCGGCUCUCCUGAGACUGGGCGCUGUGACCAGGCUGAGAACAGCUGAGCAUAGUGAAUUCAGAGCCAACAAACCAGCCAUCAGUAGAUUAGCAGAUACUCUGGCGGGUAGACUGCCGGUACAGACCGCCCCUAACCCCAGGCUCUAACCCUGGAGGACUGCAGACCAGACAGACACAGACUGGACCAAACAUGUCUCUUCACUUCCUGUCUCCAACCCAACUCUGUGCCUGUAUUCAUACAGCGUCUUAGAGCCGAAGCGCUGAGUCCUCUUGUGCUCAACAUCCAGAUGCUGACUGACCUGAACUUUCACACGAUAAUCAACUGAACUGUAAAGCUGUGUCCACUAUAGCUGUUCUAAUUAUAGAGCUGGCCUUACUUAGAGUGAGUGCUACCGAUCCAUUACGUGUGGAGCUGCUGUCAGGAUCUAGUAGAAUCAGUGAAGUUAAUUUUUUUUUAGACUCCAGACACUUCCGCUGGAGGCCACUAGAUGGCAGUGUAACCACUGAGUCAAUACACACGGUCUGAGUGGGUGAGUUCAAGAUUUCAAUGUAAUUCAUCAUACCAAUCAAUAAAUAUAAUAUAUGCAAAAACUUAUCAGAUAUCAACAUGUGAAUUGUAAUGUUUUUUACAUUUGAUUUCCACUUUGUUCUUUUUUUUUUUUGAAGAAGAAGAAGAAUUCUUUAAUAAAAUGAAUGUCACCUU
This is a messenger RNA of Oncorhynchus keta (chum salmon), 3079 nucleotides long. RefSeq names its product dihydroxyacetone phosphate acyltransferase-like. The transcript has 21 exons. Gene Ontology annotation, molecular function: glycerone-phosphate O-acyltransferase activity. The record is from RefSeq and is a predicted model, not a curated record. NCBI's taxonomy places the organism in Eukaryota, Metazoa, Chordata, Actinopteri, Salmoniformes, Salmonidae. Gene Ontology annotation, biological process: ether lipid biosynthetic process. Gene Ontology annotation, cellular component: peroxisomal membrane; mitochondrial membrane. The coding region runs from base 99 to 1661 and encodes 520 amino acids.